Molecule: messenger RNA, 2912 nt
Organism: Scylla paramamosain (green mud crab)
Lineage: Eukaryota; Metazoa; Arthropoda; Malacostraca; Decapoda; Portunidae
Gene: PICK1
Product: PRKCA-binding protein-like
Exons: 10
Coding region: 221-1879 (552 amino acids)
Biological process (GO): positive regulation of receptor internalization; receptor clustering; regulation of Arp2/3 complex-mediated actin nucleation
Cellular component (GO): postsynaptic density; postsynaptic early endosome; trans-Golgi network membrane
Molecular function (GO): phospholipid binding; protein domain specific binding; protein kinase C binding
Source: RefSeq, a predicted model, not a curated record
CAUUCAGUGAUAAGAAGGCCACAAGAAGAAGAAGAGGGUUGGGGGCUGGAAGUCUUGCACUUCUAUUUUUUAUUAUUUUUCCAUUCCCUGCCUCCUCACUGCCCUUUGCCUGGAGUAUGGACUUGGAGGACGACUUCUGCCUUGAGGAGGACAAGCUUAGUAGCCGUUAGACCCCCCACCAAAUCUUGACACUCCCACCAAGCACUGACUCGGAAAUUAAAUGUUGGGGCAUUCCUAUUCUGAGCUCUACCAGUACUCCCUCCUUCCACUUGUUGACCCUGACGAGGAAGACAAAGAAGAAAGGAGAAGAAAAGAGAUGGAUUACUACGGAUUUGAGGACUAUUUUGAAGACCGCAUAACUAAGCAAAAGAGGAAGAAGAAGAAACAGAAAGAAGAAAGAAGAAACAAAAAGGAAAUGAAGGAGGAGGAUGAGAAAAAGGAGAAAGAGGAGGAGGAGGAGGAGGAGGAGGAAGAGGUGGAGUUAGAUGAGGAGGAGGAGGAGGAUGAUGAGGAGGAGGAGGAGGAGGAGGGAGAUGAAAGAGAAUCAUUUUUCCCAUCAUAUCGGAGGGAGAAUACAAUGGGCAUGACGGUCACCUCGGGCACCGUCACUCUAGAGAAGAAUGACAGCAACCUCAUCGGCAUCAGCAUUGGGGGCGGCGCUAAGCUCUGCCCGUGUCUCUAUGUGGUGCAGGUAUUUGACAACACAGCUGCGGCUCGAGAGGGGACGCUGCAGAGUGGUGAUGAGAUAACAGGGGUGAAUGGGGUCAACGUGAAGGGCAGAUCAAAGCAGGAGGUGGCACAAAUGAUACAAAGGUCACAGGGCACUGUCACAAUCCACUAUAACAAGCUCCAUGCAGACCCCAAGCAAGGCAAGACCCUCGACAUUGCCAUGAAAAAAAUGAAGCACAGACUCGUUGAAAACCUCUCGUCCUCCACGGCUGAUGCACUGGGCCUCUCUCGCGCCAUCCUGUGCAAUGACUCACUGGUCAAGAAACUCGGGGACCUUCAACGGACCGAGGAAGUCUACCAGGGCCUUGUUGACCACACUAAGAGGCUCCUGAAGGCAUUUCUAGACCUGGCGGUGGUGUACAGACGGUUUGGAGACGUGUUUUGUGAGAUUGGAGUGAGGGAGCUGCAGCAGAGUGCCAAUGAAGCCUUUAGCCAGUUUGGGGAGGCUCACCGACAGAUGGAAAAGUGUGGCAUUGUCCUCCUCACACGACUCAAGCCUAUCCUAAGUGACCUGGGGACUUACCUGCACAAGGCCAUACCAGACACCCGGCUAACAAUUCGCAGGUACGCCGACGCCAAGUUUGAGUACCUGAGCUACUGUCUAAAGGUGAAGGAGAUGGAUGAUGAGGAGAUGCAGUUUGCCCACCUGCAGGAGCCACUCUACCGCAUUGAGACAGGAAACUAUGAGUACAGACUGGUGCUGAGGUGUCGGCAGGAGGCAAGAGCAAAGUUUGCACGCCUUCGCUCGGAUGUCCUGGUGAAGCUGGAGCUGCUGGACUCCAAACAUGUGCAGCACCUCACCCAGCAGCUGCAGAGAUUGGCAGCAGCCCUGGCAGCCAACCACAACCAAUGCCAUGCUCUCCUGCAUGGCCGGCACUGGUUCCCUAUCGAGCUGGACAUGAGCGGCACCACCCUGCAUGAACAGCACCAACACAACCAGCUGCAGACUGGCUUUGAAGAUGAUGAUGAAGAAGAGGAAGAGGAAGAAGAAGUAGGGGAAGAUCUUUUAGAAGUCGGCCAAAAUAACAAAAUGACUGAGUCCAAUGACCUCAUCCAGCCUCUCCGUGACCUGAACCUGACCUCCAGCAGACCCGAGGAGGAGGUCAAAGAAGGAGCCUUUGAAGAGGUCAACCUCCUCGGUGAUUACUGAGCCCCUUGGUGAACAAAGAUUAUUCUCAUAUUUUGUAUAUAUUAAGUUCAUUUAUUAUUUUAUUGGUAAUUAGCACUCAAUUCACCAAGAAGUUUGAGAUUGGAAUCCCUGGUCAGGUGGACAGUGUGGGCCUGAAAUCCCGUAAUCCCUGCCCACCUGGCACAGUCAGAGGUGGAGAAUGGGAUUUGUGACCUUGUAAGCUGGCAUCAGUAACCUUGCCCCCUUGUAGUUUUGCAGGGAGAGUGCAUUAACCCUGCCUAUGUGUGUGUGUGUGUGUGUGUGUGUGUGUGUGUGUGUGUUGGGGGGGUGGUACAUAUACUACAGCCAAAACUGGUUUCUACCAUAUUCAAAAUGGUAAACUGACAAAGAUAUAAUGAAUUCUUGAUAUUUCUAUACUACUAUUACUACCAGUACCACCACACCACCACCAUCAUUCCAUUACCUUUUAAGUUUUACCUGAAGAAUUAAAAAGAAAGGAUUGAAGUAGAGUAAGUUGAUUUCUAAAUGGUUAAGGAAAGAGAUGUAAGGGCAAAAGGAAGUGAUGUGUUGUUGUGUCCUCCAUGGUGUAUAGAUUCAUAAUGGGUCUGAGUUCACACCUGUUUUACACACAUUUGGAGAGGAAGUUCAUCAUUAGUGAUAUCACUCUGUCAACAGGAAAAUUAAUUAAGCUGUCAAAUAUCCUUAUGUGAAAUAGAAGUGUGCUGUUGCCACUAUUUGCAUGGCAACAGUGCUUUCACAGAUCACGGAAGAAUGUUUGGCAGCUCCAAUUCUCCCACAGAUGCAGCAGCGUCACUGAUGACGCACUCCUUCUCCAGACCUGUGUGUGAAAUGGCUAUGUGAACUCAGCCUGUGAGGUUGACUGAAAUAGUCAGUGUUGUUUUAUGUUGUGAGUCACACUAUUGUUUUUAAAUGUUUUACUUCAUUGCCUGCACUAGUCAUUAUAUUCCUGUUUGAAAAUGACUUAGUCCACUACAGUAUUAUGCUUGUUUGUUUGAGACACUUGUGUUUUGAGAGUAAAAUGACAUCAAGAACA